Ricinus communis (castor bean) is the source of this 1324-nucleotide messenger RNA. Its product is annotated as pectinesterase PPME1. The record is from RefSeq and is a predicted model, not a curated record. The transcript has 4 exons. The coding region runs from base 29 to 1129 and encodes 366 amino acids. Gene Ontology annotation, biological process: cell wall modification. NCBI's taxonomy places the organism in Eukaryota, Viridiplantae, Streptophyta, Magnoliopsida, Malpighiales, Euphorbiaceae. Gene Ontology annotation, molecular function: pectinesterase activity.
AAAGAAACAGAAGAAAAACAAUUACAAAAUGACUAAACAAAUAACUUACAUAGGCGCUAUUCAUUAUGUCAUCGCUGCCACUCUUCUUGCUGCUACAACCGUUAUCUCUGAUGAUGCAACACCAAUUCCAGCAGCUGAAGACCAAAUAAAUAGCUGGUUCCAAGCUAAUGUUAAGCCCUUUUCAAGUCGUAAAGGCACCUUAGACCCAGCACUUGAAGCUGCAGAGACUGCACCUAAAAGAAUUAAGGUGAGAUUAGAUGGGAGUGGAGAUUUCAAGAGCGUGACAGAUGCUCUUAAAAGUAUUCCAUCAGGAAAUGAACAUCGUGUGAUUGUGGAUAUUGGCGCUGGAGUGUACACAGAGAAAGUAAUAAUUGAUAGGAUCAAACCUUUUGUCACAUUACUUGGAUCUUCCAAUCCUAUGCCAACUUUGCAAUUCGAUGGUACGGCCAAGAAGUAUGGAACUGUCUAUAGUGCCACUUUGACAGUGGAAGCUGAUUACUUCGUUGCUGCCAAUAUCAUCAUUAAGAACACUGCACCAAGGCCAGAUGGGAGAGCAGGAGCUCAGGCAGUGGCUUUGAGAGUCGCUGGUGACAAGACAGCUUUCUAUAACUGCAGAAUUCUUGGAUUCCAAGAUACAGUAUGUGAUGACAAGGGCCGUCAUUUCUUUAAGGACUGUUACAUUGAAGGAACUGUUGACUUUAUUUUCGGAAGUGGAAAAUCCCUUUAUCUGAAAACAAAUCUCAAUGUAAUUAAAGAAAAGUUUAUGACGGUGAUAACAGCACAAGCAAAGCAUACCAGUUCGGAAGAUUCAGGAUUCUCAUUUGUACACAGCAAUAUAGCUGGAGAUGCAACUGAUGCAUACUUGGGAAGAGCAUGGAUGGAAAUGCCUGAAGUGGUAUUUUCUUAUUCUAAAAUGAGUAACGUUGUCAUUCCUGCUGGCUGGUCCAACUAUAACCACCCUGAACGAGAAAAGAACAUUUUCUUCGCAGAAUACAAGUGUUCAGGACCCGGAGCAAAUCCCAGUGGACGUGCAAAAUUCAGCAAGCAGCUGAGCGAUUCGGAAGCCAAAAGUUUCAUAUCUCUUGGAUACAUCCAGGGUUCUAAAUGGUUGCUUCCACCUCCAAGCUAAGCUGCAAUAUAAGUAACAAAUACAAAUGCAUGCUGGGUGUAAUAGUCGGGGAAACCUGUAAUAUCUAGUGGACGAUAUCACUGUAAUUUAAGAUUUGACUUGUUAAUUCUUUUUUAUCCAUUUUUAAUUAUAUUUAUGCUACAAAUAUUUUGCUUGUAGGCAAAUCAAUGCAUCUGAAAUUAUUUUUUCUUUUUA